CCUGGUUUAUGUUUUGUCAAAUGACAGCUGUGGAUGUGUUUAGAAUUGGCAACCAAGAGCGAUAACCACUUUCGCUUUACUGGAAUUCAGUUUGUGACGAAAGGUUUAUCAAAGGAUGUUUGACAGUUAUCAUUCGUUUUACCUGCGCAAGUAAUUUCCAUACGCUUUGGCAUGGAGCCCCUUGCAGUGGAUGAUGACAUCUGCAUCCUAAAGCAUGAAACAUAUGGGCCAACUGAAAGCCCUGUGUCAGUAUGUUCCGGGGACGAGUCUGUGGCCUCCCACUUUGCCCUCGUCACAGCCUACGAGGACAUCAAAAAGCGCCUGCGGGAUGCAGAGCGAGAGAACACACUUCUCAGGAAGAGAGUCAAACAGCUCGAAGAUAAGUUGUUCAGGCCCGAGGCCCCUUCAACAGAGGGACCACAGUAUGUGAACAAGGCUUUUAGUGCCUACCGGGGGAUUUACAUAGAGAAGGAGGACCUGCAGAUGGAGCUCAACAAAUUGAAGAAGGAAAAGACUGAGAGUGAGAAGCAGCUCAAUGACCAGCUGCAGGCCAGAGAGCUGGAACUGCUGCAAAUGAGGACAGAGCUGGAGACAAGCCAGGUAAUGAAGAGUUUGAAAAAUGCUCCCGACUACUGGGAGGUGGAUAAAGUCAACAGUGAGCUGAAGAUCCACACCCUUCAGGAGGAGCUGGAGCGGACACAGCUGGAGUGCAGGCGGCUACAGGAGAAAGGCCAGAACAGCCUCGGCAAAUUGACCCCUGGUAGUGAACAGACUGAAGAGGGGCCAACUAACAACAGGGAGUCAGGUGUUAUGAAGUCAUAUGCAGACCUAUGCAGUGAGAUGUCCCACGUGCACUCUGUGUUAAAAUCACAGACGGAACUGGUGAAGAAACUCAAAGACAAACCCCUUCUUCAAGCAAACAAAAGAGCUGCUUCAACUGUGCCCGUGCAGUGUCUGGAUGACGUGGAGAAGACCCAGACGGUGAGGGUCACCGCGCCUCGCCCUCCCAGCGCACCCCCGCUCCCCUCCAGCACGGGUCGGCCCUGCCCCCCUGCCGGACCCCUUGCGGCGCCCCCUGCCAUGCUGGAGGGCCUUCGGGAUGACUGCUGGCAGAGGCCUUGCCCCAUUGCCCGGCCCGCUCCGCUGGGCAGCCCGGCGGACCCACUGCCACCCUCCCAGCGCAUGGGCUCUCUGGAGGACAGCUCCUGGUCCAUCCCCAGCCCGCCUAGACCCAACGACGCCCUCUUCUGGGAGGGCACGAAGCCCAAGGGCACCACUGCUGACUGGGCCAAGCCUUACUGAGAGAGAGAGGCCCUGGGCCAUCACCCACUCCCAUUUUAGAGACACCCACCCAGCCUGCCUUAAGACCUUCACCUCUUUGAUUUCCCAGGACUUUGGGGAAGACAUACCUCUGCCACUCCGGACUCCAAGCCUCCCCCCCCACCCCGUCAACCUGACUCACCCCGCACACCCGCUUCUUGGUCUCCCACACUGGGCUAAACCUGAUGGCUUUGUAGAACUUGAACAUGACAAGACACGAUCUCACACACCAAAGGGCAGCGAGCUUGAGAGGACUGAGACCGUGCAGACAGAGAGGUGAAUGUGUGUGUGUGUGUGUGUGUGUGUGUGCGUGUGUGUGUAUGUCUGUGUGUGUGUGAUUUGGAGAGUGUGUACUUUGUACAUGUGUGCGCAUAUACAUGGGCUCACCAGUGUGUGUAAAUAUUGUACGUAUGUGUGUGUAAAAUCUUCGUUUCCAUACAUUGUAAUGAUGGCUUCUUCUUAAUAAUCGUUUAUGUGUUAAGGGAAAAGCUCACUCCUAUCUGCUGUAAAAAAAAAAAAAAACAAUAAUCGUGGGCACCUUUUGAGCUUUUGGUAAUUAACAUACCAAUUUUGAUGAGCCAUUUUAUUGUCGUUAAGAUACCUGUACCUGCUUUGGGUCAUCCUUGGCAGAGAGUAGAACACACAAAAGCAAGAAUCUGUAACUGAAACCCCAGAAUGGUUUACUUUUCUUGAGAAUGUCAAAGGAGAUGACUCCAGCUCGCCGACUAACAGCAGCUCAAAUGAGCCUGACAGUGAGUUUAGUGAGCGGAACCUGUACGGACAGGCACCGUUUGGAGCUCACAAACUGAAGGCUGAACCUUAUGGUUCCUGAGGGGGACAUUAUGGAAAACCUCAGCGUCCCACUGUCUUGUCAUCAUCAUGAAGAUCAUCAUCUUUGAAUGGUUCAAGAAACUCUUGCUGUUCCAUCCCUGGGCAAAGUUACUUGAACGAGAUGCUUUACGUAGUGUUUUAGAUAGCACAAGCUGACCACUCUGGUUUUGACCAAGGGUGGAGACAUAAAUUGGUUUUUCGUGGGAAAAUUUCCUAUCUUCUAAACUGACAAAAAAAAAAAUCACUGGGUAUUUAGGAAUGAAUUAUCUCAAACUCGAGUGGUUUAUCCCUAUAAUAAUGUGCAUUUUAAUUUAUUUGUAUUCUUUUGUGAAGAAAUGCAAAAACUGUUGUUUUCUCAGCAACAAUAUAAAUAGUGAAUAUGUGAAAUUAUUCCCUUUUCUGAACUUCAGAAACAAGCAGAUUUGGUGAGGAAGGGUAUAAGGGACUUGUUCAUAGGACCGUGCUGUGUGUUUGUGUCCAAGGCAGGUCACAAUUUGAGGGAAGGGUUGUGAAAGGGACUGAGUCGUGUAAUGGCAGACCACCGUAUGUACAUUGUGCCUACAGUGGCCUGUAACAGGGAUAGUGCUCAAGUAUGUGAAGGUCUGUGCUGUGUUAUUGAAGGUAUGGUAUUGAUUUGUCUGUUCAAUUUUAAAAUUGACUUAUUAUUAUUUGACUCUUUGCUGCUCUGGAAUCAACAUUUAAGAUAAACAAAUGAACAUGACAUUGCAUGUUCAGUGGAAUAUACAGGACAUAAUUGACAACAAAUCACAUGGGAUGCAUGCAGUCCUCAACACAAUCUACCAAUUGAUUUGCAAUCAAAUAAAUGGUGACUGACCAUGACAUACAAAAAAUCUCUAAAUGGAAGGAGUUGAAUUUGUUGGAGGGACUCUGUACAGCCCAUGGUUUAUAAAAACUCCUCUGCUGCCUCAUCGUUUGUCAAACCAUAUUUCCACAUUGUCCUGACUUUGCAGUUAUGCUUCCAAUUUGUACCUGAAACCAUUGCUUUACCCAGACAGACUAGCGGGUGCGUUUGUAGGUCUAUUUCCUUUUGGAAACAAAAAGAAAGAGAACAGCCGAUGUAUAGACACUCCAAUCAUGUAUCGCCAACAGGGUUAUUAUCGUUCCGGCAGGCAUAUUCACCUCAUGUGAUUGGAGUUCUGUCUUCUAGUCAGAAAUGUAUGAAGCACACAGUGCAGUUGAAAAGAUUACCAUUUAUAUUCAGUCCAAGAUGAAGUCAAAGUAGGUUUUUUUGUUGUUGUUUUUUUUACAGUUACAGCAGUGAUUAUAUUCAAUAUUCUUACAAAAGAUUUGCAAACCAAAAUGCAAUGUACAGUAGAUAAGGAUUAUUAUAUUUUAGGAUUACCACUCCGAAAACUGUUUGUAAAUAUGAUUUAAAUUAAAUAAACGAAUGAAUGUCA
Molecule: messenger RNA, 3569 nt
Organism: Clupea harengus (Atlantic herring)
Lineage: Eukaryota; Metazoa; Chordata; Actinopteri; Clupeiformes; Clupeidae
Gene: azi2
Product: 5-azacytidine induced 2
Cellular component (GO): cytoplasm
Source: RefSeq, a predicted model, not a curated record